Molecule: messenger RNA, 2144 nt
Organism: Tribolium castaneum (red flour beetle)
Lineage: Eukaryota; Metazoa; Arthropoda; Insecta; Coleoptera; Tenebrionidae
Product: myosin-9
Exons: 6
Coding region: 401-2074 (557 amino acids)
Biological process (GO): cilium assembly; clustering of voltage-gated sodium channels
Cellular component (GO): centriole
Source: RefSeq, a predicted model, not a curated record
AUUAAGAUGUUUUUUACAAGUCGUUCAAUUUAAUACAGAAACAAAAAUAGAACAGUGCAAAAUACACCAGCAGCCUCUUCGCCUGGAAUACCUUCUAGGUUUUUGCUCGGCGCUUCAUUCGAAAUUAGCGCCGACACUUAUCGAUCGUUCCACCUGUAAAAUUAGACCGACUCCCCGUAAACACAAACAAAUCGCCACAUUAUUUACACCCACAUUUGGUCAAAAUUCUUCGUUAUUUGCAAAUAAUCGCACAAUUAUUGAAAUAAACGUGAAUAAUCCUCAUUUGACUGUUUUAAUUUGUGCUCGUUUGGUGUGACCUUCGGCAGAUGUCUCUGUCACAUUUUCAAAAUUUGAAAUCCUUCAAAAAAUGUCAUCGUAAUGGUUUUUUGGAGUUAUUAUUAUGAUAAGUUCAGGGGAUAUUAAUAUUCAAAAUUUCCAGUCACUUAUUGAAAAUUAUGAGGCUGCUCUCAAGGAGGUGACCGGGGAUUUGGACGACGUCCAAGCCGAACAAAAAGCACUCAAGAGAGCCCUCCACGAAAAUAGUCAAUUGAGAGAUGAAUUAGGGCGAGUUUACGUCGAUAUAACUAAAUGUGAAGUUGAACAUACGUACAAAGAGAGCGAUUUGGUUGAAAAUUUGAAGAAACAACUGCACACUGUAAUUGAAGAAAAAGAACAAGCGGUCAAAUUAUGGCAAAAUGCCGCAUCUACUGUUGAACUCCUUGAGUCAGAGCUGCGAAUUUUUCACGAAAACACCGAAGGAUUUAUUCCGAAAAACCAACUCACACAAUUGAAAAAUUCGUACGAAGCGAAAUUAAAUGAAUUGCAAGACACAGUCGUUCGGACGAAAGUCAAAUUAGAGGAAACAAUUAAUUUAAAGUCGAAGGAAUUGCAAAUUAAAGACAAGGAAAUUAUUGGAAGUCUCCAAAGUCAGGACAACACAUUUAAAAUAAUAAAAAAUCUCGAAGACGAAAUUCUGAACCUCCAACAAAGACUCAACGACUCGAACGGAAAUAAGGAGAAGUUGGAAAAAGACGUCCGUCUCAAAAAUGAAGAAAUCGACGCUUUGAAACUCAAAGUCAAAGAAUGUAAAGCCAAAGUUUCGGAAGCUCUUCAAGUUGUUGAAGCGGCGCUUAACGAAAAAGACGCGGCGCUUUUGCGCGAAGCUGAAGCCAAAGAAGAAACAGCGCGAUUUUCCCAAACUUUGACCGAAUUUAUCGAAGAAACCGACUUGAAAAUCAGAAAUAUACAAAGCGACCACGAGACAAGAGUGGAACAGAUGAGACAAGCACUGGAGGCGAGUCAGGAGUUGGUGAGAGUGAAGGAGAUGGAAAUUGAAACUUAUGUGAAAAAAUGCGCUAUAUUGGAGAACCAAAUUGAGGAUUUUCGCAAAAAUCGGACUUACGUCGACGAUGGAGGGACUUCUAAAAUCCUAGUUCUUGAGAAAAAUCUCGAAAACACGUUUCAGAAAUUGUUACUUUCAGAGAAGCAGAAUAUUCAGCUCAAGUCUGAAAUGGAGGACGUAAAAAACGACUUGGACCAAAUGUCCCACUAUUACGAGCGGGACAUUAACGCGAGAGAAGCCGAGAAAACGGCCCUAAAAAACGAAAUAAAACGACUCAAAGCUGAACUCGAGCAAAGCUUUCUGAGGGUGUCCGAAAGCACGGCCACCAUAAACGAUUUGAAUGAAAAAAUCUCGUCCAUGGAGAUAAACUUCAAAGAACAGAUUAAAGAAACGAAGAAUUCCUUCCAGCAGACGUGUCAAGAGCGCCAAGAAAUGGAGACUUUUCACCAACAAUUAGUCCAAGAAUUGCAAGAACAGUUGAUUUCGCAGACGGAAAUCAACAGGAAAUGGCGGACCGAGACGAAAAACAUCACACAACAAUUGGAAAAAAUCAUUACGGAAUUAAAAUCAGCGAACAACAAAAUGAAACUCGAGAAUAAAGUCCUUAACGAGCGUUUGAAGGACGCACAUGUGAAAAUGUUCGAGUAUCGCAAAUUCCUUGAAAUGAUUUCGCACGACGUCACGAAAAUUACGACAGUGACUUUGCCCGAAAUAAAAGAGUGUGCUAGGUGAUGGUUUGUUACUUUUUGUUGUUGAAUGUUUUAUUUAGCUGAUUGUGGAGUCAAUACAAGCAUUGAACAAA